AUGGCACAUCUAUACUGGCUCAGCGUAGUACUGAGCCUUUGGCCUCUCUUCUCCCUAUCUGUGGCAGAGGGCUGCUGGCGCGAUACCUCUUGCACCGGGCCUGAGGACACUGCAUUCAGCGGGCCAUGGGAAAAUAACAUAUUCUCACCGGCAUCGCGAAUAGUACGACCAGUCUCGACACUCUCAGAGCUAAAAUCCAAUGCCAUCACAGACCAAUCUUAUCCAUACAAAGCAACUCUGCACGGAAACGGAUCACUGGUUGUAUUCGACUUUGGCAUUGAAGUAGGCGGCAUAGUCCAUUUGGACUAUACUUCCACCGGCAGUGGAGCUAUAGGACUGGCAUUCACCGAAGCCAAGAACUGGAUCGGGGAAUGGUCAGACUCGUCAAGCGCACUAUACCACGACGGUGCAUUGUACGCGAAUAUCUCGUCGGCCGGGAACAGCACAUAUGUCAUGCCUGACAAAUACCUGCGUGGCGGAUUCCGAUACUUGACGGUCUUCUUGAUCACGGAUGACUCGGCUAGUGUCCAGAUUGACGAUUUGAGAUUGGAACUUGCGUUCAAGCCCACUUGGGCGAAUCUUCGAGCUUACCAGGGCUAUUUUCACUGCAGUGAUGAGCUUCUGAAUCGCAUUUGGUACAGUGGUGCAUAUACUUUGCAGACAAAUGAGGUUCCUGUCAAUACUGGCCGUGUCACGGAUGGCGUUACCUCUGGCUGGGUAAAUAACGGCACACUGGGGCCUGGAGACACGAUCAUUGUCGAUGGUGCCAAGCGAGAUCGUGCUGUCUGGCCGGGUGAUAUGGGGAUUGCCGUUCCUUCCGCUUUUGUCAGCUUGGGGGAUUUGGAAAGUGUGAAGAAUGCAUUGCAAAUCAUGUACAAUACACAGGUGAGAUUGACCCCCUCCCCCCAUCCUUGUUGGGUACAACCUGACAAGUCAUGCUUGAUAGGACAAGACAACGGGUGCAUUUGA
Molecule: messenger RNA, 969 nt
Organism: Penicillium bovifimosum
Lineage: Eukaryota; Fungi; Ascomycota; Eurotiomycetes; Eurotiales; Aspergillaceae
Product: Bacterial alpha-L-rhamnosidase
Exons: 1
Coding region: 1-969 (322 amino acids)
Biological process (GO): carbohydrate metabolic process
Source: RefSeq, a predicted model, not a curated record